Messenger RNA from Dissoconium aciculare CBS 342.82, 2829 nucleotides. RefSeq lists its product as uncharacterized. The transcript has a single exon. Gene Ontology annotation, molecular function: rRNA (guanine) methyltransferase activity; rRNA (uridine-2'-O-ribose)-methyltransferase activity. Gene Ontology annotation, biological process: maturation of LSU-rRNA from tricistronic rRNA transcript (SSU-rRNA, 5.8S rRNA, LSU-rRNA); rRNA methylation; maturation of 5.8S rRNA from tricistronic rRNA transcript (SSU-rRNA, 5.8S rRNA, LSU-rRNA). The record is from RefSeq and is a predicted model, not a curated record. NCBI's taxonomy places the organism in Eukaryota, Fungi, Ascomycota, Dothideomycetes, Mycosphaerellales, Dissoconiaceae. Bases 239 to 2650 code for a protein of 803 amino acids. Gene Ontology annotation, cellular component: nucleolus; preribosome, large subunit precursor; nucleus.
CUUUCUGGUACCGUGGUCAGCAUCACCACCAGAUCGCUCAAGCAUGGCGAUCCAAAAGAAGCACGCCAAGGCGCGUCUCGACAAAUACUACUAUCUAGCCAAAGAGAAAGGUUAUCGCGCUCGUGCCGCCUUCAAGCUCAUCCAGCUCAACAAAAAAUACUCCUUCCUUCAAAAUGCGCGAUGCCUCAUCGAUCUCUGUGCCGCACCAGGAUCAUGGCUACAGGUUGCAGCGGAGACCAUGCCCGCUAAAAGUCUGAUCAUUGGAGUGGACUUGUCACCUAUCAAGCCAAUCCCCAAAACCAUCACCUUUCAGGGAGAUAUCACCACCGACAAGACCAGGGCGAUAAUUCGUGGACACUUGAAGACCUGGAAAGCCGACUGUGUCAUCCAUGACGGUGCUCCGAAUGUCGGUACAGCCUGGGUACAGGAUGCUUUUACACAAAACGAGCUGGUGCUAUGUUCGUUAAAACUCGCCACCGACUUCCUCGCCCCGAACGGAACGUUCGUCACCAAAGUGUUCCGAAGCAAGGACAGCGCCAAGCUGGAAUGGGUCUUCAAGCAACUAUUCGUCAAGGUCGAGCAGACGAAGCCUCCGUCAAGUAGGAAUGUGUCCGCAGAAACAUUCUAUGUUUGUCGAGGCUACAAAGCGCCCAAAAAUUUAGAUCCUCGAUUCUUGGACUCAAAAUAUGCAUUUGCUGAAGUCGAAGAGGCUGCUCCGAACAAUGAAGCCAAGGUUUUCAACCCUGAGAAGAAGAAGCGUAAGCGUGACGGUUACGAGGAGGGUGAUUGGACACAAUUCCAUGAGGCUCCGGCCAGUGAGUUCAUUCAGACUCAAGAUCCCAUUGCAAUGUUGGGUAGUCUCAACCGGCUGCAUUUCCGACAGGAGACCAAUGGUGACAUCGCGCUCGCUGCUCUGGACAAGUUGCCCGAAACGACAGAAGAAGUGCGCUUGUGCUGCGAAGAUCUGAAAGUGUUGGGCAGAAAGGAAUUCAAAGUUCUGUUGCGGUGGCGACUGAAAGCAAGAGAUAUAUUCGGAUUCAGGCAGAAGAAGAGCAAUGCAAAGUCCGAGGCCGACGGUGACGCGACUGCUCAGACAGACGGCACAGGUGAAGAGGUGGCAGUGCUGGAGCCUAUGGACGAGGAAAUGCGCCUACAGGCAGACAUUCAAGUGCUGAAAGAUAUACAAGACAAGAGCAAGAAAAAGGAGCGGCGGAGAAACAAUGAAAAGAAGCAGAAAGAGAUUGUCCGAAUGCAAAUGGGUAUGACAACACCUAUGGAGAUCGGUAUGGAAGCGUCAGAAGCGAAUGCGGCCACUUUCCGCAUCAAGGAUGUCGAUCGUGAGGACGGAAUUCGACGGCAGCUCACGAAGGGUCGUAUGCACGCGCACAUUGAGUCAGAGCCGGCAAAGGACUUCGACAUGGGUGACGAUGAGGACGAUGAGGAUGAGGCUGCUGAUGGACUAGAAAGGCAAUUAGACGGUCUGUAUGAACAAUAUCAGGAGCGGAGAGAGGCUCGCGAUACCAAAGCACGCGCAAAGCGUGUCCGGAGAGCAGGCAACGGUGGCGAGGAAGAGGAAGACGAAUUUGAAGAUUUUGACGAGCGAGCCAAUGGCAACGAGAUGGAUGCUAGUAGUGAUCAAGAACUUGUUGAAGACGACGAGGACGAAGACAGCGAUGAAAGUGAAGAUGGCAACGAUGCGCCCCUAACAACCGACCUCCGCCCAAAAAAUGAAAAGAUUGGCGGAUUAACCCGUCGCGCGGCCAGUUUCUUUGAGCAAGAUAUAUUCAAAGAUAUCAACGGGCUGGACGAGGACGCAGAUGAGGACAUGGAUGGCGAUCUAGAUGAUGAGGCCGAGCAAGAUGACAGACAUGACAUCGCACGAGAUAGCGGCAUUGAUGUGAACUCAGCAGGAUCAGAUUCUCCGGAGAUCAAGAUUGAUGCCGAUGACAAUGAGGAAGACUACGAAAGCGAUGAUGAAAUAGAACUAGACACAAGCGGCCGGGACCCGUACGACGAGGAUGAAGAUUGGACAGAGGGUACCGCAAAGCCGACCGAAGCAGCUGGUGAGCGCCCUAACAUCAACAUCAUUACUGCUGAGGCCAUGACGCUUGCCCAUGCCCUUGCUACGGGUAAAGUCACGAAGCAAAGCCUUGCGGAUGAUUCCUUCAACAAGUUCUCGUUGCGCGACACCGAUGGACUACCUGAAUGGUUUUUGGACGACGAGGGCAAACACUCGAGACCACACAAGCCCGUCACUGCCGCUGCUGCCGCCGCCAUCAAAGAGAAGCUUCGCGCACUCAACGCGAGACCCAUCAAAAAGGUCCGCGAAGCCAAGGCGAGAAAGAUCAUGCGCACCGCAAGACGACUGGAGAAGCUCAAGAAGAAGAGUGAUGGCGUCAUGGAGGAUGAUGACCGCAGCGAGCGCGACAAGGCUAGUGCUGUCGCUGAGCUCAUGUCGAAGGCAAAGAAGGGUGGCGGCGGCAAGAAGAAACGCCCUAGCGUAAAGGUCGUUCGGGCUGGAGGCGCCAACAAGGGAGCAGGACGACCGAGAGGUGUUAAGGGCAAGUACAAGAUGGUGGACUCUCGACUAAAGAAAGAUGUAAGGGGUCUUAAGCGAGCUGAAAAGAAGGCCGGACGCAAGUUGAGAUGAUCGUAGUCGCAAAGAAUACAAAAUUUCGACCCAAGUCUUCGUUUUCAUUGGGUACCUAGGUACCAGUGAAUCACGGUAUCUUGUAUUUCGUCUCGUCCAAUAUCUGGAAGCUAUCGGCCUUGGGUUCUAAGAACCGCCUGCUUAUUAUAGCGUUUCCAUUGAAAAUAACUUUUGCGCGA